GCUGUGACUUCAUUCGGAACAAAACCAGAAACUAGACACGGUGGCCCUGAAGCAUCUCUUCCUAAAGGAGCAACAAACUGACUACUGUUUUGUGGAUGACAAGACAGCAGCAAAGGACUGUCAACAUGACUUUCAACAACAGCACCCAGGGCAAUGACUCUUUGAGCGAACAGUCAAGGAUCAUUUUCAACUGUAUGUAUGGCAUGUUUUUCAUUCUGGGACUCUUAUUCAACGGUUUCGCCUUAUGGGUCUUCGGCUACAAGAUGAAAACGCUGACUGAAACUAGAGUGUACAUGAUCAACCUGGCAGUGGCAGAUGUCUUUCUCCUCUUCACCUUUCCUCUGGUUGUGUCAAGAAUGAGGAUCCUCCACCCCUUAACAGAUGACUUAUUUUGCCAAGUAACUCAAAGCAUAUAUCUCAUAAACAAAUACAUGAGCAUGUGCCUCGUCACCCUGAUCUCUGUCGAUCGCUACAUAGGCAUCAGAUAUCCCCUGAAAGCAAGGAGUCUAAGGUCACCCCAAAAAGCAGCUGUAUCCUGUGCACUUCUUUGGACCAUGGUGAUCAUUAUUGUGUCAAUUCGGGUGAAUUUGCAAAUCUACGAGGGAGGAUUUUGUUUUCAAACCCAAAAAGAAGAUAACUCAAAGACGGUGUUUUUUUCCUUACUUAUGUUUUUCAUCCCAUUAGUCAUUUUGACUUUCUGUUCAAUAGAAACCAUCCGAAGCCUUAGGAUGAAGAAGAAAACAGAUACACAUGAAGAAAAAAUAAUCCAGAAAGCAAUUUAUAUAGUUUCUGCAAAUCUGAUUGUAUUUAUAAUCUGCUUUCUGCCACUACAUGUUGCACUGCUCAUUCAGUUUGUGUUAAACGAAAAAAGAAUGCCAAAUGUACUAAGAAUUAAAAAAUUUUUACCUCUUGCCUCAUGUAUAGCAAAUGCCAACUGCUGUUUGGAUGCUGUUUGUUACUAUUUUGUCGUCAAGGAAUUUCAAGAAAUGUCCGGCAUCUGGCCCCUGUUUAAAUUUUCAAAGACUAAGGCAAAUACAGACAAAGAUACACAAUAUACAACCAUCAGUCACUAAUGGAAAUAUAAUACCCCCUGCUAGGACAAGACCCUCAAGCUUUAUUUCACCAGUGAAGACGGACAUUUCAGUUCAAUGUGAACAUAAUGCCCAUUUUUUGCUUGUUGAUUCUUGUUUGUCAUACUAUGAUUCCUAGGUUUGUCAGUAAUAUUAACAGAGUUAAAAUGCAAAUUUUGGAAAUACUCCAGACUCUGAGAUAAAAUGGAAUAUAAAUGGUAAAAAUAAUGUUGAAAUAGGUUGUAAAGAGGUUGUAUGUAUAUAUAAAUAGGUUGUAACUCUAUUAUAAGUUAACUGGAAUGUAUAACACUUGCUUUCUAAGUUAUAUGGAAAGAAAAAAAACAGGAGAAACAGGAGAUUUGAUGUGCCAAAUUAAGGCACAUAGACAGUAAAACCUCAUUAAUAUGGACUUCACUAACUGGAAUUCAUGCUUCUUCCCUUUCUUUUUUCCAUCACUCCUAAAGUAAAGCACAUUUUGAGUCCAAGUAAUAAUAAUAAUUGUGAUAUUAAUUGUAUUUAACACUGUACUAAGAGCUGAGGUCUGUAUAACCCAUUCAUAAUCUUCUCAAUCCUUGUCCCUCAUCGAGCUCACAAUAUAUGGGGCAGAAAGUAUUUGAUCUCCACCAACCUCUACUGAAUAUACAGGUCCUAAGAGCUUCCCUGUGAAUUCUUUACAGAGACUGUCAAAGAAGCAGAUUAGUUGAAAAUAGCAAGGUAAGGUGAGCAAGCAAGCCACACACAGAUUGUUAAGCAAAUGCAUUGAAAAAUACCCACUUAAUUUAGAUUUUUUUUCACUGUUUAAAAUGGGUUCUCCCUCCCCUCCUUUGAAACUGUGGAUUUCUGUGUGUGUGUA
This is a messenger RNA of Ornithorhynchus anatinus (platypus), 1923 nucleotides long. RefSeq names its product G-protein coupled receptor 35-like. Gene Ontology annotation, biological process: positive regulation of Rho protein signal transduction; phospholipase C-activating G protein-coupled receptor signaling pathway; chemokine-mediated signaling pathway. The coding region runs from base 96 to 1073 and encodes 325 amino acids. Gene Ontology annotation, molecular function: chemokine receptor activity. The record is from RefSeq and is a predicted model, not a curated record. Lineage: Eukaryota; Metazoa; Chordata; Mammalia; Monotremata; Ornithorhynchidae. The transcript is spliced from 2 exons. Gene Ontology annotation, cellular component: membrane.